This is a messenger RNA of Talaromyces proteolyticus, 1045 nucleotides long. RefSeq lists its product as uncharacterized. NCBI's taxonomy places the organism in Eukaryota, Fungi, Ascomycota, Eurotiomycetes, Eurotiales, Trichocomaceae. The coding region runs from base 502 to 741 and encodes 79 amino acids. The transcript is spliced from 3 exons. The record is from RefSeq and is a predicted model, not a curated record.
AACCAUUACUGAAUGGUUUGCUGGACAAAGGGAGAUAUUAUUUCCAACACCUCAAUCUCAAGCUGUGAAGAUGUGACUAAAAAUCUUGGAUCAAUUGUCUCAAACUCGAGACUUGAGGCGGAUAAACUCAUGGGUCCAAUCCCUUUUCUUGAUUACCCAGUGGAAGAGGCAGGAAUACGAAAGGACGUUGUCUGACAGAAGUGUUUCGACCAGCUGCGAGGUUACCUACGAGACCGACAAAAGAAACACACAUGAAAACAUAAAGACAUCUCCUGAUUUUCUAUAUAAGCCUGCUGAGUGAUGCAAUGCUGAUCACAUUCAGGUGUCAAGUGGUCAACGAGAUCAUCUAAUGACGAUAUAUUGAGUUGGUCUUUCCCAUUUCUUCUUUCUUCUACCAACAAAAAUUGCUGGUAUCGAGCAGUAAAGAAGUAUAUUAAUUCCAGUCAUGAUCUUUCUCGUGUUAUAUUAAUAUGUUGGAGAUUGGACCUCUGACCCUGCAAUAUGAUUGCUGGUACGUUGGGCUUUAUAAUGUUUUUCUCAAACACGAUCCUUCCUGCAGGACGUGGAUGUGGCCGCGAAACUGUUGUAACUUCACCUAUAACCCCUCUCGUUACUCCUCCUAUGCUGUCUCCCCUUACAGGGUUCAUCCCUGCAACAGAUCGAACCGUGUCAAGAGACGGACAGUCAAUCUUUCUUCUUUUUAGACAAGGACUGCCGCCCGUUCAUUACGGCAGAGGCUAGAUUCGAGAUCCCUCUACCCCCGGAGAUGCCCUUGUACAUUCCGUCCAGCCUAGGACAUAUCCACACUACAACAAAGCUGAUAAUCAAUAUUUGCAGAAGGCCGUCUGGCAUAGCGUUGACUCCUUUUGUCUAGCUUGUCACAAAGCAGCUACGUUGGUGUUAAAAUAUCUUUAACAAAACUCAUAUUCGGCCUUCCUUAACGCCUACCUGUAUUAUUGAAAUUACGCUUGCAGGCGCAAAUGGCGAUUAGCUUGUUCAACCAAUCCCUUCUCGUCGCUUACGCAGAGAUUCUCCUUCUUAGCCU